AACGUGAGCUGCUCCACUAUUCUACAACUCUAGAGCCCCUGCGCGGCUGCGACCAAAAUAAAAGAAAAGAAAAAAAUCCUGCGACCACAUCAUCGUCUCCUGCCUCCAUUACUACUGUCAUAAAAGCAACCACCUUAGCACCGCCUAAUCGCCAUUGCUCUACUCAAUUCUGCUCUCAAAUCCAGACAGCUCAUUUUCGGUUUUUAAAGCCUUUUUUUUUCUAACGGAACAGGAAGGAGCAAGGCGCCGUUGAGAAAACACGGGGGGCCUUCCUUCCUCAGAUUUGUACCGAGAUGGAGCUUCUUCCGUAAUCCGUGCGAAUUUUCAGCGUGCUGUAAAAUAAACUCUCCAGGCAAAAGCCUUGUCUUGUCCAAAGCCAGAGGAAAAGACUCGUACUUGGAGAGCCAGUGAAAGGAAGAGGAAAGAGCGCAAGUGCGACGGAGGCGCAAAUGCGGUGGAGAUCCCCUGCCGUGCUGCACCUGCUGCGGCUGUGGCUGCUCGCCGCCUCCGCGUCGUCGGCUGCCCUUGGUGUUCUUGCGUCUGAUCUUAGCAAAGAACCUUUUACCAUCCGUAUAAGCUGUGGAAGUUUCGAUGAUAUCCGGACGGCGCCUACAAACACAUUGUGGUACAGAGACUUUGGUUAUACUGGAGGCAGGUUUGCAAAUGCCACUCGUCCAAGCUUUAUCAUUCCUCCCCUGAAAACGCUUCGAUAUUUCCCGCUAUCUGAUGGCCCUGAAAAUUGCUACAACAUCAACAAUGUUCCCAACGGCCACUAUCAAGUUAGGCUUUUCUUUGCGUUACUGGACAACCCUAAUCUUGACAGCGAGCCGAUUUUCGAUGUUUCUGUUGAGGGUACUCUGUUCAGUUCUUUGCUUUUGGGCUGGAGCAGCGACGAUGAGAAGACAUUUGCAGAAGCUUUGGUUUUUGUCCAGGACUCAAGCUUAUCAGUUUGCUUCCAUAGCACAGGUCAUGGUGAUCCGUCAAUUCUUUCUAUUGAAGUUCUACAAAUAGAUGACAAUGCCUAUAACUUUGGCCCACCAUGGGGAAAGGGGGCAGUGCUUAGAACAGCCAAAAGGUUGAAAUGUGGCUCUGGAAAGCCUGCCUUUGAUGAAGAUCUUAAUGGGAUUCGCUGGGGUGGGGACAGAUUUUGGUUAGGAUUGCAAACUUUAUCAUCCAGUUCUGAUGAUCAAUCGAUAUCAACUGAGAAUGUUAUAGCAGAGACAUUGCUCGCACCAAAUUUUUACCCUCAAAGCAUAUAUCAAUCAGCUAUCGUGGGCACUGAUAGGCAACCGAGUUUGUCUUUUGAAAUGGAUGUUACUCCGAAUAAGAACUAUUCAGUAUGGCUUCAUUUUGCAGAGAUUGAUAAUGGGGUAACUGCAGAAGAACAAAGAGUAUUUGAUGUACUCAUCAAUGGAGACACUGCUUUUAAGGAUGUAGAUAUAAUUCGCAUGACAGGAGAGCGUUUUACUGCACUUGUCCUGAAUAAAACUGUUGCUGUCAGUGGAACAACGCUAAAAGUCAUCUUGCAACCUGUGAAAGGAACCCGUGCUAUUAUUAAUGCCAUUGAGGUGUUUGAGAUAAUCCCAGCUGAAAAGAAGACUUUGCCUCAGGAAGUGAGUGCAUUGCGAACGUUGAAGGGUUCACUUGGUCUUCCUCUUCGACUUGGCUGGAAUGGUGAUCCCUGUGUUCCUCAGCAGCAUCCAUGGAGUGGAGUUGAUUGCCAGUUUGAUAACACCAAAGGGAAUUGGAUCAUUGAUGGAUUAGGUCUUGACAACCAAGGUUUAAAAGGGGUCAUACCUAGUGACAUAUCUAAGCUGCAACAUCUGCAAAACAUAAACUUGAGUGGCAAUAGCAUAAAGGGUAACAUUCCAAUCUCCCUGGGUACCAUCUCUGCACUGCAAGUACUGGAUCUGUCAUACAAUGAGCUUAAUGGAUCUAUUCCAGAGAGCCUAGGCGAGCUGGCAUUGUUACAGAUACUGAAUCUGAAUGGCAAUCGUCUUUCUGGUCGUGUUCCAGCCAGUUUGGGAGGAAGGCCUCUGCACAGAGCUAGAUUUAACUUCACGGACAAUGCUGGAUUAUGUGGAAUUCCUGGGUUACGUGAGUGUGGCCCUCAUCUAUCCGUGGCUGCGAAGAUUGGCAUGGCUUUUGGUGUGCUUUUAGCCAUUCUGUUCCUAGUUGUAUUCGCUGCGUGCUGGUGGAAGAGACGGCAAAACAUUCUCCGUGCUAAAAGAUUAGCUGCAGCAAGGGAAGCUCCUUAUGCAAAAUCAAGGACCCAGUUCACCCGGGACGUGCAAAUGACCAAGCAUCAACGCACACAUGAAAGUGUUCGGAGCAGCAACAAUGAAAGCUCACCGCAUCUGCUUUCCUAGCUCGGCAAAAGACUGCAACGGUGACUUGGCUUCCAUCCAUAAUUCAGUUCUUUGUAUGCUCCUCCGUAGGCUUGAAACACGAAGCUGUACAUACUAGCUAGGUCAUUAAUGUUGUAUAUACUUGUAUUUUUGGUGACCUAGAACUCAGGAGAGGCAUCAGUCUAUCAGAUAGGAGAAAUUACCCAUUCCAUCCUACUUACUGUUCUGACUACUGCUGUUGAAUUCUCCUUCACUGUUCAAGUAUGCUUAUUGUCAGUUUUGUACUCGGUGGUCUGAAGUUCUGCAAAACUGCUUUUUACCAGAAGGUGGAGCCCCUUUUCCUAAUAGAUUAAGUUUUUGGAUUAAACUAAUUGGUGCAUGCAACUCAAUAUUGUUCAGAGAUCUUGAGGUUUGAAUCCUGACUCUUAUCAGGAGUGUUGAAAUAUAAAGUGAAUUGUCCACCUUUUUCUA
This is a messenger RNA of Sorghum bicolor (sorghum), 2819 nucleotides long. Its product is annotated as receptor-like protein kinase At3g21340. Bases 450 to 2369 code for a protein of 639 amino acids. The transcript has 9 exons. Gene Ontology annotation, molecular function: protein binding. Lineage: Eukaryota; Viridiplantae; Streptophyta; Magnoliopsida; Poales; Poaceae. The record is from RefSeq and is a predicted model, not a curated record.